CCUGGGAACAUUAAUAGGGAGGAAGAAUCGAGCGAGGUGCAACAACAAACAGCCAUCACCAUGGACAACACUCUACACUACACAUCCGUCAACCACGCCUAUCAUCUGAUUGGCUCAAUCAACCAACUGCGGAAGAAAAGCGAGCUGUGCGACAUCAUAUUGAAUUGCAGCAACACUAAAAUUCCCGCUCACAAACUCAUUCUAUCUGUAAGCUCGCCCUAUUUCAAUAGCUUGAUGAACUUACGACCCGAAAUUUCGAACAGUGUGUCAGAAAUUCAUCUCAACGGCAUAGACAGCAAUGGAGUCAUGCAGAUUAUCGAGUUCUUUUAUACAUCAGCCAUUUCCGUAACCGAGGAAAACGUGUGGUCACUUCUCCCAGCUGCCUCAUUACUACAAGCAGAAGAAAUCCAGAAUCUAUGUUGUGAUUUUUUGUCGACUCAGCUUCAGGUAGAGACAUGUCUGAGGAUACACAAAAUUGCCACCAGGUGUCUCUGUUCGGGACUGCUUUCGGAAACCACUGAGUUCAUAAAGGAAAACUUUGACAAGGUGAUUGAGGAGGAGGCCUUUCUUGAUCUUGGCGUGGAUGAACUGUUUUCGCACAUGAAGAGGAUGAAUGAGGUCGUGCUCACAGAUGAACGCAUGCUGCAAGCCUUCAAAUGCUGGAUCAUACACAGUAUCGAUGAUCGUCAGGUGUACGGACUUAAGAUUAUCAAACAAUUUCCAAAACUUGAAGAGAAACUUCUCAAUUUCAUUCCAAUGGAACUAUUGAUGGACGGAGUUGAAGAAGAAGAAUCCUCGUUGAGCUCACCCAAUCAAGUAAAUCCAAGUGCCCGAGUUCAUCACCAUGGCAACGACCUCAGGACCAACAGCCCCUUGGAAGGAUCACCGGCAAAAGGAGCAGACAACUCUCGAGUCACAGAGAGCAUGGAAGAGGACGGCCAUAUGUGCUUUGAAUGUGCUGAGGUCUUUGACACAAAAAAUGAAUUGGACAAUCAUGUUAAAACUCACAAGUUGUUUGGCCAAUCGGCAGGAGUGGAUGAUAGUAUGGCAAGUGAGGGUCAGAAUAACUCAACAAUCAACAGCAGUACCAGUCCCAAUCCUGUCGGCAGCUCUGCCAGUUUUGCUGAAGAUGUUCAAAACCGAAACUUUGCGAAAUCAUUAAGUUCCCUUUAUUUUGAUUCCAACUCGACGACGACCACUAGUUCUCUGUUUGAUGAUUAUAUGCGAUCCCGUGGGUUGGACGGGCCAGAAUUUGGUGUGACGGCACAGAGUACUCCCAAACCCAACUAUACUAGCUUGCUCAAAACACACCAACUGACCAUCACUGCUACCAACUCAAAGGAGGAAGGCUCGCAGCUCAACUUUAUCUGUCCGGUGUGUGGCAAAACUUACGAUGACCAGGAGACACUUGGGAAGCACUUGGAGAGUCACACGGGUUUUGAUUGCAAAGUUUGUGGGAAAUCCUACACCACCAAGUCCAACCUGCAAACUCACAUGAGAAAACACAACGGAGAUAAGCCGUACAACUGCACUUACUGUGAUAAGUGUUUCACCAGUCUAUGUGUGCUCAAAGUACACCUCCGUACACACACAGGCGAAAAACCCUUCGUGUGUCCAACGUGCGGCGUGUCCUUCGCCAAAAAUAUCCACCUGAAGCGCCAUCUAUCGAUACACACCGGAAUCAAACCGCAUGAAUGUAAAAUAUGCAAUAAGCGCUUCAGCCGAUCGGACCACUUGAAGCGUCACGUCCAGAGCAUCCACACUCAGGACCGCCCCCACAUCUGCUCCCUGUGUGGCAAGGACUUCGUCCGCAAGUACGAGCUCAACAAACACAUGAAGCAGCUUCACUGGGGGUUCACAGUGGGAGAUGAAGGCAACGACAGCCUUGAAAACAGUUUACAUGAUUCUUUGCUCAACCCUUCUGGGGCCUCUUUGAACAGUUCAGAUGCAAUUAAUAGCAGCUUGCCUACCACUAUCAAGACGGAAGUGAUGGAUCCCAUAAGUAGCCCUGAUGCAAUCAACAAAAGCUUGCCUCUCACUAUCAAGACAGAGAUCUUAGGUUAGUCAUGUGAUACAACGGGAGUGUCUUUGGCUAGUCACAUGAUCCGAAAGGAGACAUUGAUACAUGACGAGACGAAAUCGUAAAAUGCAAAGGGGAGACAACUGUAUUUAAGGGAGAAAUUGUUAUGUUACACAGGGAAAUAUUGUUAUUUAGAUAUUGUUUUUUAAUAUUAAUUUGUAUCGUAUUUCGUAUUUGUGGCACAAGAGUUACAGAGGAAUUGUAUUUUCAUUAUGGUAAAUUAUUUGGUUUCUAACUUGUUAAUGUUGCCUAACUACCGAGGUGGACGAGACGGAGGACAUAGACUCGUGUGUAUUUAGAGAAACCUUGCCAGAUUACUGUUAAUGUAGACCGUGUGUCCGUAAAAAAGUUUUUUUUUUUUUAAUUUGAGAGAUAACAGAUACCAGGUUGUUGUUGUUGUUGUUGUUAUGAUGUUACUCAAGAAAAAUGUUAUGCCGAGUAUCAGAUAUCUAAACAGAAAACAAAAAUAUGAAAUUGUUUUUUUACGAGGAAAUUAAUUUGGUUCUAAAUUUUUCCUAAUUUUAAUUUCAUUUAAUAAAUUGAAGGGGUGUUCAACACUUAAACAUAUCAAUGUAAUUCUCUGAAAUAUGACAAAUACUCAAGAGUAGUGUAGAUAUAGACACACUGUAGUGUUGUCAUCACAACAUAACUGUUUUAAUAUCUCCUUAAAAAAAGAGUUCCAUUGUUAUUUAAAAGUGUUAAGAGUUGCAUGUGAAUGCAAGUGUGUGAAUUUGAAUAAACAAAUUAUAUAUGUUUAUUACCCGUGAACCUUUCUACAUUGUUGCUUACCCUUAUUGUAACUUGGCUGAUUAUAUUAUGAGAUUUGAUUAAGAGGUAUUAUGUUUUAUCCAAUGUGGGAAGUGUGAACUCAGCUGAUGAAUUUCAUCAAUGAAAUAUGUUCCAGUUCAAGCUUUUUAAUCUGGCGCUGCACCAGUGUUCUCCCUGUGACUUCGGUAAAACAAUGUAUUUGCAUAAUUAAUUUGCCGGUACCCAGUUUAGACCUAAACAAUGACAAAAAAAAAAAAAAAAUGGUCGUUAGCCUGAUCUGGCCGACUUAUUAAUCUAAAGAAAAAAACUUUUCAACUCCUAUUUUUCAAAUUUACUCAGGUGUAUUUUUUUUCUUUUUUUCUUUCUCAAAUUCAGUACAAUAUUCGUCAUUGCUGGGAGCCAUGGGAGAAAACACUGUUUUGAGCCCAUGUGUUAAUGAGUGAAGUAGUGAUGAAGUAGGAAGGUACUGGGUACUAAAUGUUAUGUAUAUAUGUGGAUUUAGUGAAGAUGCAGGGCCUCUGUUUAUACUAUUGAGAGGUUCACUCUGAAAAGUUCGUCGGUACUAUUAAGGAAAGUGUUAUGUUGACUGUAGUUAAGGUUAUCGUUCUCCAUUUCAUUCCAGAGUAGAAUACAAAUUAUUGUUAAUAAGUUUGAAUUAUUGAGAUUGUUUUUGUUUAUAUAGUUAGGUAUUUCUGUUUGCAUUCCAUUAUUUAUAUUUUAUAAAUCAUUUAUUUCUAGACUUCUGAAAUUUAUUCUUGAGAAAUUAAAAUUUAAUAAUUUAUUAAUGAGAGUCAAUUAUUUUAUGUUUUAAUUUAUUUUUUGUCGAAAGAAAAGUUUUCUUUCGAUUUAUAUUUUAAUAUCACUACACUGUAUAUCCUAACAUUGCAACGAAACAAUUGUUGAUAAUCAAAGAGUGUGCUGUUGUUAUGGACCACACCGGUUGCUAUGGUUUCAUGUAUUUGUUUUUGAUGGUGAUACAUUUGUUGUAUUAACAAGGAAUGUUACUAUAAAUAGAUUGUUACAAUAUACCACAGAAUAUAGGGGUGUAAUUGAGUGCACUCAGUUUGGAUCACACAAUUGUUUUUCUACGUUUGAUUAUAGUUAACCCUCAUUUUACUGCCACCAUUUUAUUUUUCCAGAUUAGUUUUGACAUUAUAAAGGGGAUUGACAUUAAAUUAAGGGAAAAUGCAUAAAGAAAACGAGAAAAAUUUAAGUAUAUUGACAGUAAACAAGGUGACAAAUGAAAUAAGGGGCGUUAUAUCGAGGUUUUACUGUGCAUUUUAUCAAUUUAUUUCACAGGCUUUUGUCUACCUAAUGGGCUAAACACUGUAAUUUAAAGGUGUUUAUUUUCAUAAAAUAAAAUAAGACUAGACUUUUAGGAAUUUUGUGUUAGUUAUAUAAUUUUUUUGAUAAAAUUUAUACAUGCAUUCUACUAAAUAAUUAACGGGCAAAAAACUCUUCAAAAAAUUCUUACAAUUCAGGAUUUUGGUGAAUAUUUUAAUUGUUAUGUAAUGUCAUUUUGACCGUGAUAUGAAAAGUGAUCCAUUCCGAGUACCCACACCUGGUGAGACUGUUAAUUGUUACAAGGUGGUGGUUUUAUCCUGAGGAGGAUUGGGAUGUUUUCGUUGUAAUUCUGCAUUCCACUUCUAGAUUACUUGUUACCACAGUUUUACAUGUUUAUUUUUAUCUUUAUUUUAUUUCACCUUAUGUGAAACGUCAUUUAAUAUCAAAUGUAAUCUAACAGAUCAGGCUGUAGAAGUCUUGAUAUAGAGCUAAAAAGUGUCAGUCCCCAAUAAAAGAGGUCCCAUUGAACCCUGAACAAAAAGGCGUCAUUGUCCCUGGCAAAAGGGACCAUAAUGGGUCAUGUCAAAAGGAGACCCACCAUUAGCUGGAAAAAAUUGCCCUGUCAUUGACCAGAUAAAAGGGGAUCCAAAAUUGGCCCCUGACAAGGGGACCCAUCAUCAGCUCUUAACACUUUUUUCAUUUCCAAAAGUCGGUCAUAUAAUUUAUUAGCAAAGAGAGCAAGAUAGUUCUGAAUCAGUAAAAUUCAGGAAUUGGGGAGGAUAUGAUGUCAACUCAUUGACUCCCUUAAACCUAUGGUAAGGAUUUCUGAUUUUGGAAUGCAGAAUUGAUUUAACGUUACAGAGAAGUAUAUGCUUGGUAUCUUUCAGGUUAAAUAUGUGCAUUAUGAACAGAUAUUGUUAACAGUGUGAGUAUAUAGUCAGUGUAUAAUUGAUGUUCAGAUGGGUUGGCAAAAUAACUGCCACAUCAUUCUAAAUAUUUUAUAUUCAGAUGACAGUGAAGUGUGAUUUAGUCCUGUUGUAUCGGUAUUUCACCAAACCCUUAAAUGUUAACUGUGAUUGGUUAAAUCAACUCAUUCACCCCUGAAAUUUCAUAAUGAACUAUUCCAACGUUUGAACUGGAAGACUUUAAAUGUGUAUUUAGGGGUGAAAGAGUUGAGAACUGUUAUAAUUGUUAAGACAUGAUGGUGUUGAGUAUGAAUUACAUUCUCUUAGUCGAUAAAAUGGUUAUGUCUAGAUGGGAUAUUUUACUGAAAAUACCAAUAUAAUGGUCAAAUAUCUUGUGGCCCAGGGUGCCAACACAUAAUUUCUGACUUAAAGUAGGGGGUGGGCUUAUUUGUGGAUAAAAAUAGUAACAGACAUUGUAGUCAGAUUACAUCUAACAGUGUCUGGACAACAACUUUUUAGAUCAGUAUUUUUGUUGGAUUGUCUUCUCUAAGUUGGAAAUAAUUCUUCAAAUCUUCACUGGUCUGUCAUCUUUCAAUAGAGAAAGUGUAAUGUACUAUAAAGGGCCACUGUAAUGUUGAUUUAAAACCAGUAGAAACAAGUGUGAUGUAUUGUCAAAGUCCACUGUGAUGGAGGUUUAUCCAGCUGAGCAAGAAGAAAGAGUAUGGUCCUGUUGGCAAUUAUUGAAAAUAUCUCAUUCCAUUCCAUUGGAAAUGUUAUAAAAUCAUUUUACAGUAUUAUUUUCAGAACUUUUGUAAACAAAAAAGCAAAUUUAUAUGGUAUUGUUAAAAGGACAACAGAUGCCAUGUUGCUGUUACUUCCCUGUGUAUAUGUUCCAUUGUGACGUUGAUCAAUUUUAACUCUGUGCUCUGUUAAGUGUUGGUUUAUACAGAGUUACCUGAUCAUUUUUAAUAUUCGACAGGAAAUUUUAGACACAGAAAAAACCCAUUCUGUUAACAAGUUUUCAGUAUGUGAGAGUCCUUUGAUGUAUUGAUUUUGAAAAUUCAAAUUUGUCUUUGUACACUAAUCAAAACAUUUUACUUGCAUGAUUUCACAUUGUUCUUAUCAUGCUAUUAAUUGAUGUACAAGUAAUUAGUCAAGACGUCAAGAAAUCAUGCAAAACACUGAAAUGUCUGCGAUCAGUUUUAGGUACAUACCUUAGGUAUGUGUUAUGAAGGAAAGUAUAAGGUUACUUUUGAUUGGCUGUUUUGAAAUGAAGGAAUGUGUAAAGAUACUUUUGAUUGGCUGUUUUUACAUGAAGGAAAGUACAUGUAUAAGGCUACUUUUGAUUGGCGGUUUUAACAUAAAGGAAUGUAUAGGAUGAUUUUGAUUGGCUGUUAUGACAUAAUGUGAUGUUGGAAUUAUGAUUGAUGAUUUAUUUAAGAAUGAAAAAAAUAACCUGUCGUAAGGAUGGCAUGAUGAAAGCAUUUUUCUGUCAGGAAACAUAAGUGCAAGGAGAAGUAUUUAUCAUGUUCUGAAAGUGCAAGGAAUUUUCUAAUUUGAUAAAAGUAACUGUUAAAUUUGAAAAGUGCAAGACUGUUUGUGAUUGGCUGAUACGAUUUACCUUCACAGCACAAUUACAUGUACAGAUGUAUAUUGUUUGUUAUAAUAUUCAUUGUUAGAAUCACAAAAAGUAGAAUUUUGUUGUUGAAUAAUAAUACAUUCUAUUUUUCAUGGGCGAAUGUAAAAUUGGGUCGUUAUUACUAUAGAUAUAUAUAUAUAUUGUCCUAAGUUGCUGUGGCGGGGCUCGCUACAGCUGUUAUGUUGUUGUAUCUGACUUAAGUUUUUCAAGCCACAGUUCCAUGAUGUUCCUUUAGCUUAACUUGAGUGUUUUCUUAACUUAUUUUCCUUAUGGAGAAUGUCAGUUAAGAAUUGUUUUAGUUAUGAUGUUUCGUGAAAUUGGAAGUCGGUACCAUUGUUUUGUUGAUGUUACUGUGGCUGAAUGUUUCUUUCGCUAUUACUGUACAACAGUAUACAGCAUUUUCUGUCUGCAUUCCAAUUAAUUUAUACAGAGUAUCUAAUUUACAUCUUUACGUUUGUUUCCUUGAAAGUUAUCCUGCACCUAAAUGCUCAGAUAAGUAUUAGAUAUAGGUAUGUUGAAUAUGUGCACAAUAUUCAGUUAAAUAAACAUCACAAUGAGAAUUUCUUUUUGUAAUUUGUAACCAUUAUGUAUAUCAAGACAACACAGAUUUCAUAUAAACGGUAUCAUUUUUCUUGUUUGCGUUAUUUGCAAAUAUUGUCUUUCAACCCAUGUGAUAAAAGAUACUGUGUUUUGCAUAUCUUUUGUGUUUUGUGAUUUGGUGAUUGCAAAAUGUCUUAACAAAAUUUUACAAGUGUACCUGUAGUUAUGGGAUACGUACAUAAUACAAAUGAUAUCUACAGUAAUUGUGGAAAUAAAGACUUUCUGUCUAAAACAUUUUCUGGAUUUUAUGAAGUUUAAAAGAACUGGAUGAGGUACAGUUUGUUUAAGUUGUUAGAUAUUUUGUAAUUGUCAAAACAGAAUCGUGAGGUAUGGACCAAACAGUACUACUGUAUAAAUGGUCUGUUAUGAUCAUAAACAGGAGUCUGUGUAGCAACCACCAACAGCUCUGUCACACAUAUCAGGGCUGAGUCAUUUUCGUAUCUCUCAAAAUUAAGAAUCCUCGUAUCACUGACUGAUAUAGUCAUUUUCAUACCUGUUAGAAAAAGGAUCCCGUGCAUUGCGAAACUUUAUAAAAAAAACUAAGAUAAAAUUAAAAAAAACAACAUCAAAAAACAUUAGUGUUCACCAAAAAAAGCAGCAAAUAAAGCAAUGCAUUAUGGGACCCCAACCGAGUUUGGAACCACAGACCUUUGAUCACAAUUUGGUCCCUCUUAUCAACUGAACUAUCAGAUCAGCUUCGAAGUAAGGGGUUACCAUUAGACAAAACAAAAACGAUAGAAGUUAUUACACUAUUUUGUAAUUAGCUUGGUAUGGAUUCAUUUUGAAAACAAAAAACUUAAUGUGUGAGUUUGCUAUUGGAGCUUGGUACAACCAGAUUCUUGUUGAUGUAAAUUAUAACUUAUAAUCUAUAACGUUGUUACUGGUCAGAUUUAUAUUAUUGAUACUUUUGUUAACUGUUCCGUUCAGCUAUUUUGUUGGUCACAUGUGUUAUUAAACGUAGUUCUACUCGCCUCCAAACACAAUAUGUAUAGGUACAAUAUAACUAAACUUGUGUAGGGAUUUUGACUCACUCAAAAUAUAAUUGGUUUGGUGUAAUAUUUGGUGAGUUCCACUGACAGGAUAUAAUAUUUAUCUUGUUUGUUAGAGAUGUAUCAGAUAAGAAGAUACAAGGUAACUCUUGUAGAAUUCCAUGUCACCUUAUAUUCACUCGGUAACACUGACCGGAUACAGAACUAAUUUUGUCAACUCGUGACCUGCCUCGACCAAUUAGAUAAGGAGAUUCUGGGCAGUGGCAUGACAAUAUGGUUAAACAGAACUAGUCAACAUAUCGUAAUUUAGGUAAUUUAUUGUAACAAAUAUUCUGUACAAUUUAUUGCUUACGAUUCUGUACCAUUAUUUGAUUUCACCUACACUGUACCAAGAAUUGGUUUGAAAUACACUUUCCAAUUACAUUGCACCAUUAAUAUACUGGUUACAAUUGCACUCCAAUAUUAAUUGUUACAAAUAAGUUGCACGAUUUAUUACAAUUCUACGAUUUACCGGAAAUUGUUUCAAUUACCAGUACACUAUUCAGCGUUAACUAUAUUUUUGAUAACUAAAUCUACUAACAAUAUAGAGAUUGGUUACAAUAGGUUUAAAAACAAUUUUCUUAAAAUGUUUUACGAUUAUUUGAGUAUCCAGACCUACAAAUGUCAUUUUUCUACUGCACUGACCGUAGUAUCAAGUUUAAUAAAAAAAAACAACACCACCCAUUAACACUCCAUUUGUAACAGACUUCUGUAGUACUACAAUAGUGAAUGUUUCCAUGAUUGAAAACAGACUUCUCAACAAAGUUCUGUCAGAUCUGUGCUUCAAGGUAAAUGGAAAUGAAAUAAUGAAAGAGUGCGUCAAAUUUACUACUUAUUAAAUACAUGUGUUAUAUGUACAUUGAAACUGUUUUAAUUCAGUCUGUUCUCACAAAAUAAAGUAACACUGUUAACAGUUA
This is a messenger RNA of Mizuhopecten yessoensis (Yesso scallop), 9221 nucleotides long. Its product is annotated as zinc finger protein 3 homolog. Gene Ontology annotation, cellular component: nucleus. The annotation marks the transcript as partial. The transcript has 4 exons. Lineage: Eukaryota; Metazoa; Mollusca; Bivalvia; Pectinida; Pectinidae. The record is from RefSeq and is a predicted model, not a curated record. Gene Ontology annotation, molecular function: protein binding.